Messenger RNA from Capsicum annuum, 839 nucleotides. Its product is annotated as zinc finger protein ZAT11. The record is from RefSeq and is a predicted model, not a curated record. The transcript has a single exon. The coding region runs from base 100 to 699 and encodes 199 amino acids. Lineage: Eukaryota; Viridiplantae; Streptophyta; Magnoliopsida; Solanales; Solanaceae.
ACUUAACCAAUUACCAGGAAACUCAAACAACACUACCACGAUUUUUUCUUUUUCCUAGAAACACGCAAAGCUUAAUAUGGCUUGAAUAAACCUAAAUCUAUGUAUAUAUGUGAGAAGCAACAACUCCAUUGUAUCAUAUUUCUCACUCGUAAAUUCUCACAUUUCUGUCAAAGUUCCAAAAACUUGAUGAACAAAAACAUCCUUAAUAAUAUGAGUGUCAUGAAAAGAAAAAGAGAAGAUUAUGGGCUAGUGGAAGCAGAAGCUAUGGCUAACUGCGCCUUAAUGCUCUCGUCUCGUUCGAGUGCGUCAUUUGAUGGAGACAAUUUGAAUAGUUUCAAAUGCAAGACAUGUAAUAAACGGUUCUCGUCAUUCCAAGCUCUGGGUGGUCAUCGUGCAAGUCAUAAUAAACGACCAAAAUUACUUGGAGAUUUUCUUAUUCAAGCCAAAAAGAACAUGUUGCAUAAAUGCUCUAUAUGCGGUAUGGAGUUUUCUUCAGGUCAAGCCUUAGGUGGACAUAUGAGAUGUCAUCGUGAGGAAAUUAAUAAAACGGUUAUACCAGUGUUGAAGAAGUCAAAUAGCAGCAAGAGAAUAUUUGGCUUGGACUUGAACUUGACCCCUCAUGAUGAUGACGACGAUGUUGAUCUGAAGUUAUGGCCGACGGCACCAAUUUCAUCUCCAGUUUUACGAAUCUUUAUUUAGGUCCCCCUUUCAUUGUUGAUAUUCGUGUAGGAUUUGGAGAACAGCCUUAGUUGAUUUAUUAAUUCUUUUUAGGUGUAUACUGCAUUAUAUUCAUUCUUUGUAUAUAUAUUUCCUAAAUUCCAUUGAUUUUACUUUCUUAA